AUGCGGAGGAUCGAACGGGGUGGCAUGUGGUGCACUGGUAUUAAAGGGACCAUAUUGGCUACGUAUCUCGGUGUUCGGACGCCCCGCCGACUUUGGGAAGCACUCUGCAAGCGGACCAGACAGCUCAAAAGGAGGAUCGCCGCAUUCCUGGCCCCGGCGGGUUCAAGCCAAGAUGCCAACACCACUGCUGUAGAGUGGGCUUUACUCCAUUCUCAUAGAACCCACGCGCUCUUGGCUACUGUCCAAGACCGUCUUGGCUCUGGACCAAGAGGCCCAUUGGCAUUGGCGCCGCCCCAGCACCAUCUGCUGAAGCACUGUGAGCAGUCAGCAGCGAGAGAGCGCGUUGGCGAGAGUGAGCAGGGAAUCACGUUGCUCAACCCCUCUUGGAAAUCUCUCGGCGUCUUGGCCCCAUCAGCCUGGGCGCUCUCCAGUUGGCCUUGGAUUACAUCAAGUCUCGGCGCCAAUGGACUUAUUGGCGGAGCCAAGACCACAGCCAUCUUUCCCAAUUUUAUCACCCCUCCCUCCAUUCAAAUUGUCCACAUCCAUCGGCAGUGCGAUCAUGGGCGAUGCUCGGGCGCACUGCGGCAGGGGGAAGGGGGGAUCGGAAUGCUGACGCUUCAGGUACCGACUAACACUGGCCGACUGAUCUCGAGACGCGAUCACAGCACAGCGAGCGCAGCGCAAUUUUCCCGGAAACAUUCGAAAACGUAUUACGGCAAGGCCUUGUUUCUUGGCCUUGGCCCCGUCUUGGCCGGGCGAUUGUGA
This is a messenger RNA of Colletotrichum destructivum, 765 nucleotides long. RefSeq lists its product as uncharacterized. The record is from RefSeq and is a predicted model, not a curated record. The transcript has 3 exons. NCBI's taxonomy places the organism in Eukaryota, Fungi, Ascomycota, Sordariomycetes, Glomerellales, Glomerellaceae. The coding region runs from base 1 to 765 and encodes 254 amino acids.